Messenger RNA from Salvelinus sp. IW2-2015, 4023 nucleotides. RefSeq names its product VOPP1 WW domain binding protein. Gene Ontology annotation, cellular component: cytoplasmic vesicle membrane. NCBI's taxonomy places the organism in Eukaryota, Metazoa, Chordata, Actinopteri, Salmoniformes, Salmonidae. The record is from RefSeq and is a predicted model, not a curated record.
CUAAAAUAGACUGUAGGAUCUCUCUACUAUACUAGGCUACUGCAAUUCCAUGAGAUGUCAGAGAAUCGGAUUAUUCAUAUUAGUUACCAUAUUGUAUAUAUCAAAUUUUAGGACUAGGCAACAGUAGAUAUCGUAUUUAAUUAGUAUUCUAAUUUCCCAACAGGCAACCUUUUGAUUCACCUUAUUUGAGUCACCUUAGCAGAAUCUUCGGGUAGUUUAAUCAGCGAAAAGGGGAGUGGAUUAGUCGUUCUUUGGGGCAGUUUUGCUUCAAAAGAAGCACUUCUCAUGCCUAUUCUUUGAGGUUAUCUAGUCGCGGAAACAAUGCCACUGACCUAACAGGGACUCAAGCCGACAUUGGGCUGUCACUGCUCCUUGCUCCUAUCCCACAUUGACAGCGGGGCUACUCGAAAGCUUGUAGGUCGUAUGCUUUGCUUUGUGUGAUACGGGAAGCUGCUCAACGUUUUGUAGCGCUAUAUGAAAUCGACAUUGUGAUAAGGACUUUUUUUUCCAUCUUUCCUUUCAAAAAGCUGAGUUUAUAAUUCGGCAAAUAGAGAUGAAGAAUCUACUCCCUUGGAUAGUCCUGACGUUUUGGAUAUUUUUAGAGUGUAUAGAGGCCAAGAAGUCUUGCUGGUAUUUUGAAGGUGGAUACCCCAUCUACUUUAUAUGCCGCUCGUACGAGGACUGCUGUGGCACGCGCUGCUGCGUCCGAGCCCUCUCCAUCCAGCGGCUAUGGUACUUCUGGCUGAUGCUGAUGAUGGGGGUGCUGUUCUGCUGCGGAGCGGGCUUCUUCAUCCGUAGGCGCAUGUACCCCUUGCCCCUCAGUGACGAGCCCGCCUUCAACGUCUCCUUCACCAGGCAUCCCGUAUCCACGCCAGUAUCCCAGCAACCUGGCAUGGUGGGCUACGGCGACCCUGGCGUCAUGACAUCACCCCUUACCCCCACCUACCCCAUCCAGCCCGGCCCUGCUCACAUGAGCGCCUACCCUCCACCGCCCUCGUACUGCAACCACCCACCCCCGCCCUACGAACAGGUGUUCCGGACACCAGAGAAGAGGUAAAGGCUGCCGGUCACGGCGUCAUUGACGGAGACCAUUGGCGUCCCCUCCGUUUCUUCUCCUUCAUGGUGACCUCAUCGCGAGCAGAACUGACAGGACAAGGAGAGGAGGGGACAUCUACAAUCUGUCUGCCACUGUUAUACCUUCACCAUCAGACCAAGUCCUAGGGACAAGAUACAGACAACCACCUUUAGAGACAAACUGGCUUCUGGGGACCUGUGCUGCAGGCGGUGGUCUUGUGGGGACCUGUGCUGCAGGCGGUGGUCUUCUGGGGACCUGUGCUGCAGGCGGUGGUCUUCUGGGGACCUGUGCUGCAGGCGGUGGUCUUCUGGACAAAGACGGGCUGAAUUUAUCUCCGGAUCUCCAUGGCUUGGAUUUCACUGUCAUUCACCCUUCCUCUAUCUUGCCCACUUUUUUCACAAAAGCAUAACUAUCCACCUCAGUCUUUUCUGCUGGCAAUGCCAUCUUGAUGGGCAUGGUCUUGCCUGUGACUGUGAUAUGUACUGAGUCGCUCACAGACUCCUGUAGAUGGGUGUUCAUGCCACAGACACCAAACUGUGGAAGUCGAUGACGAAAGCUUACCCAAGAUCAGCACCUUGCUUUUAGAUUCAUAUCGAUUCAAGUAAACAUUAGGGUAGAGAAGCUGAUCCAGGACCGAGGGCAUAAGACCAACCACUAUCUAAACUGUACAGGAGCAAUAGCAAAUUUGAGUUGAAAGACACCUUGGAGAAGUUGAAAACAAAAGGCGUUUAAAUGGCUUAAAAGGUUCAAAGACUUUCCUAUUAUGAGGCUGAAUAAUUGGGCUUCUCUCUGUAGCUGCCUGUGUUCGCCUAACACUGAGAAAAUGUUAAAUAGACAAUAAACACUUGUCAGGAUGCGUUGUGCAAAUUGUGCCCAUUUGCUGUGAAGGGAAAGGAAACCGACCUGGAUUUAUCGGACCUAUUAUGUGCGCUGGAGAGAGCGGUAAUUAUGAGAGGCCGAUUUGUUUGCAACGUUUCAUUCACAUUAUGGAUGCGUGUGUGUAUUCCUGUGGUGCUGACCGUGGCGAUUCGGCGCUCUGGAUCGGGACACCACAAACUGGCAGGGAAUGUGUAGUUCAGUUGGUUGAGCAUGGCGCUUGCAACACCAGGGUUGUGGGUUCGAUUCUUAUGGGGGACCAGUACAAAAAAUGUCAGAAACUGUAUGCGCUCCCUACUGUAAGUCACUCUGGAUAAUCACAUCAAUCAGACGGACCCCCAAUUGAGACCAAGUCACGUGGUUUCAAAUGACAAUUUGUCAGUGACUGCAUGGGUAUGGUGAAACCUACCACAACUCUACCUACGCCAUAUUCUCUAAGCAUCCAUUUCCACUCGAAGCGAGAUGUGAUCCCCAUAGAAGUUCAGCCAUGGUUCUCAGAUAGACUUCAGUUUGUACAGUAAGGAGCUCAACCAGAAUGAGGAUUAACCCAAAACUAUAUGUUUGUUUCACACACGCACGCAGGUUGCAACUGGAUUACAUUUUCCAUAUGGGAAGCUUUUCUGACUGAUGGCCCAUCCCAGUGAAACUGCUUACUUACCUGAUUCUCAAUAUCUGUGCUGCAAUAAUCUCUAGACAAAGUCGUGGUAGUCACAAAAGCUAGCUGCACUCCUUCAGUAGCCUAGUUCGUCAAACACGAUGUACCAUCUGUUCGCCAUUUAAACAUCUCACGUCAGAAUGGUGACGACCAACUGGUUCUGCGUAGGUAGGUACAGCGCUGUACACCUUUACUGUGGUAAAAAUGGUUUUCAUGUAUGAAUCUGAAACCCUUUCUGCAUUUCAGAGAGUAAAAAAAUGGUUUGCUUUCACAUAAACAAGCUAUCAAGCUCACAUGUAGAAUGUGUAUGUGUACUAGAGGGCCCAUGUCCCAAUGAUUGACCAGGUCCUCAAGCUGGCACUGACCAUUUGGGUGAAAGUACCAGGAUGUGUUCUUCUGUUUACACUUAUUUGUCAGAGUGGAUCAGGCACUCAACCCCUCCACAAAGGCAAUCAUGUGGAAAUGUCCUAAGAUAGGGCGUUGACUCUUUUCUGGGCAGGAUAUGGGACAUUACCAUCUGUUAAAACAGAUCGAACUAACCACCCAGUGUUAACGAUACAACUGUCAUUGACUUGGAAUGUCCUUCAGGAUGUUGCUCCAUUUGUAGAUGUUAGCCGGCAAACUGGGUACGUAGACCCUAUUAGAGCAGAACCAAGGAGGGAGAUGUAAUUUAUGGUAAGUGUUACUAUUGGAUGAUGUGUAUACGUUUGGCUAAUAUGACAUGUCUCUAUUUGAUAAUUUAACUAUGCAACCAAGGUUUAAAAUGUAAUUUGUAGAGCUAGAGUUAGGAUUUGCUUUUACUGUUGUACCAGACGGUUGGUUUUCGCCAUUUUACUUUACAAAAAAAUCGAAAUGAUCCAUCCAUGAUAUGGUUAAUAAAGUUUCCUUCCGAUAGAAGUUAGUGUUCAUUUAUUCACUUUAAAGUUGUCCGUGACUGCCUUCUCACUGUUCAGUCGUGCUUUGAGAUUGAAGGUUUUAUACUUGGAUGUCAUUUUUGUUUCAUGAAAAUAUGAUCAUCUGGAUGGAAAACUGUUCCCCUCAGAUACAAUGUAGACCAAAUGAAUGAGACACUCCCUAAACAUUCUAUAGAAUGGUAUCCUCCUCUCUUGCUUGUAUUCUUACAGAAAAUCAGCCAGAAGCCACAUUUCUCCUCAUUAACUUGUAUUGUACCGUUUUAGUAAUGUAGUUCAAUACCACUGCAGUUAAAUACUCAAACACCGAGUCAUCCCAGAAUGUUAGCUUUGGGUGAUUUAACAGUACAGAUAACUCCAGGCAAUGGCAGUCCUAACUUGGAAGUGAUAGGUGGGCGUAAUUCAUGCUUAUGUAACACUCACAUUGGCCUGAGGUGGCUUUCUAAAGAACACUAAUUGGCCAAACCCCGUUAGACUUCCUCCUACUCAUAUGUUAAAUAAAGCCA